AAUGGGAGGCGGCCUUGUUGAGGGCGGCGCAGCCCCGAGCGAGCCUGUGAGAGGGUUCAGCCAGGGCGCUGGUGCUGGUGCUGCGGCCGUGAGGAGACGCCGAGGCCGGGCCAGGCCAGGAAAAUGGCAUUUCGGAUGGAUGGAGGGCUUUCAUCUGCUUCUUGGCCUAGGCAUGAGAAUUCAGCUUUCCAGAAUUCCUAGUUCCAGAACACUUGAUUAGAAUAUUUCCAUAGACUACAGAUAAAAGAUCUUACAGAUGGCAGAUAACAGUAAAGCAGAAGAUGCUGCCUCAGAUUCAGUGGAAGCUGCUAAGGGUACAGGUGACAAAAAAGAAAAGUUAGCAGACCAGGUAAUGCAGAAUCCACAAGUCUUGGCAGCUUUGCAGGAACGGCUUGAUAAUGCACCUCACACUCCUUCCAGUUAUAUUGAAACCUUACCAAAAGCAGUCAAAAGAAGAAUUGAUGCCUUGAAACAACUACAGGUGAAAUGUGCCCAUAUAGAAGCUAAAUUUUAUGAAGAAGUUCAUGAUCUAGAGAGAAAAUACGCUGCUCUCUACCAGCCUCUCUUUGAUAAGCGAAGGGAUUUUAUCACUGGCUGUGCUGAACCUACAGAUGCAGAGGCAGAAUGGCACAGUGAAAAUGAGGAAGAAGAAAAGUUAGCUGGAGACCUGAAAAAUAAAGUAGUAAUAGAAGAAAAAGAAGCAGGAGCAGCUGAAGAGUCAAAUCCUAAAGGAAUCCCAGAUUUUUGGUUCACAAUAUUUAGAAAUGUAGAUAUGCUGAGUGAAUUAGUACAGGAAUAUGAUGAGCCAAUUUUGAAACACCUGCAAGAUAUCAAAGUGAAAUUUUCUGAGCCAGGACAGCCAAUGUCUUUCACACUGGAGUUCCACUUUGAUCCCAAUGACUACUUUACUAAUUCAGUCUUGACAAAAACCUACAAGAUGAAGUCAGAGCCAGAUAAAUCGGAUCCUUUUUCAUUUGAAGGCCCUGAAAUUGUUGACUGUGAGGGAUGUACUAUUGACUGGAAGAAAGGAAAAAACGUGACAGUUAAAAUAAUAAAGAAGAAACAGAAACACAAGGGGCGAGGCACAGUCAGAACAAUUACUAAACAAGUACCCAAUGACUCAUUUUUUAAUUUCUUCAGUCCAAUAAAAGUUUCAGGAGAUGGAGAAUCACUGGAUGAAGAUUCAGAGUGUACGUUAGCUAUAGACUUUGAAGUUGGGCACUUCUUUCGUGAAAGAAUAGUGCCCCGUGCUGUACUCUAUUUUACUGGGGAAGCUAUAGAGGAUGAUGAUAAUUUUGAAGAAGGAGAGGAAGGAGAAGAGGAGGAAUUGGAAGGUGAAGAAGAAGGAGAAGAGGAAGAAGAUGCAGAAAGUGAACCUAAGAAAGAUGCCAGCCAGCCUACUGAAUGCAAACAACAAUAAGGAAAUACCACUUCAGAGUGAUAUUUGAACAACCUGUAACAAACAUUUGGAUACCUGGCCUGCAGUUCAGGAUAUUCCAUUGCUGCAGCACAAUCUUAUUAACAAUGCUUAAAACUAAAUUGUUUUCAAAUGCAUGAUUUUCACUAACUUUUUUCUUAUUUUUGCUUAACUUGUACAGUGGCAACUUAAUGCAUUUGAGAAAUAUGAGGUUUAAUUAAAGCACACUCUACAGCCUUUGGUACACUGUAGCUCAAUUGUCUCAAUAGGCUUUCUGAUUAAAAAAUUUUAAAUGCCCUUCUGAAAAAACUUGCCCUCGGUACAAAGUAAUUCUUGUCUAAAUAUUGUGGAAUAGUUGACAUGAAAUAUAUAUUAAAUUAAUUAAAAUACUUAACAGUAAAAACAAAGCAAUAUGAUUUCUUCUAAAUCUUUUCCCACAUUAAAAUAUGUUUUCAGCAGCUUUCCAGUCAAAAUAGUGCUACAGAGCAGCUUAAAACAUUGUCAUCUCCAGUAAAGGUAAUCUGAAUUUGAAGUAACAUUUCCUCUUAUCUUCUUGCAAGGAGGUGAUGGUGGUUGAGAGAUCUUAGUUGUUCACCUUAUUUAUUCCUGUUUGUAAGUACUUUGAUGAACUAGUGCUUUUAAUAGUUUUAAAUAUACUUGAAGAAUAUUUUUCCUGUUUAUAAAAUAUGGGUACUUGUACAUGGAAAACUCAUACUCUACUCACAGAAUGAUUGUGUGUCGAACACUUCGAAACAACAAACUGGGAAAGAAAUGGGCCUCAUAAUCUGGUGAAAGUGAGUUCUGGCACUAAAAUGUAUCACUGAUCUAGUUUAGCCUACAUUACUAGGCCUUAUUCAGAUGAUCCUCCAGAUCUAGAUUUGGAAAAGUGGAGAGCUGCAGGUUCAUGCACUCCUCCCUCCCCCGUUUUGUGUGCAGCUUGACUUUUCAGCUUCCUGUUUAGGGGGAAACGCAUUCUAGUUCAGAGGCCAGUGACUUGCUAACUGACAUCACUAUAUGUUUGGUUUGACCUAAACAGGAAAGAGAAUGAUGAUACACUGCACUGAAAAAGCAUGGAAAGAUGGAACGGUUGGAAUAGUUUAUAGAAUAGUCUGAGCUGGGUCCAUGGGAGUAAUUUAAUUGGGGAAAUAUAAAUUAAAUCCUAAGUAAAUGUGUAGUUCUGAUACUUUAUUUGCAGUACUCAAAUCACUCUGUACCACAUUUCCAUGGUUUUUAAAGCGCCAAAACCCUUCAAAAGAUCUGUUCAGGAUUACAUUUAACAUUUCUUAACAUAAUAACGCCAGUCUCUGGCAACAGUUCAUUAGCAACUGUAUGAAUGCUGUUACCAGGCAUGUAGAGAGUGCUCCAGCCUUACCUUAUACAUUUGUAACUUAAUACAGUGUUUUCAAUUUGUACAGAAUAGUUAGAAUAUUCUAUUAAAGUUGUGAAACAUGAAA
Molecule: messenger RNA, 2871 nt
Organism: Anolis carolinensis (green anole)
Lineage: Eukaryota; Metazoa; Chordata; Lepidosauria; Squamata; Anolidae
Gene: nap1l4
Product: nucleosome assembly protein 1 like 4
Exons: 16
Coding region: 257-1420 (387 amino acids)
Biological process (GO): nucleosome assembly
Cellular component (GO): nucleus; chromatin
Molecular function (GO): histone binding; chromatin binding
Source: RefSeq, a predicted model, not a curated record